Messenger RNA from Halichondria panicea, 2988 nucleotides. RefSeq lists its product as uncharacterized. The coding region runs from base 692 to 2920 and encodes 742 amino acids. NCBI's taxonomy places the organism in Eukaryota, Metazoa, Porifera, Demospongiae, Suberitida, Halichondriidae. The transcript is spliced from 5 exons. Gene Ontology annotation, molecular function: protein binding. The record is from RefSeq and is a predicted model, not a curated record.
CGGAUCCAGAGGUAGUUCGUUGGGUUCGUACGAACUACCCUUCCAGCUAGUAUAUAUUAGCUAGCUAGCUAUAUUAUAGCUGUACUGUCGUGACAAAGUACGUCCUCUCUGCCUAAUAAAAGGGUGGGGCUGGUUCUCUUUGCAUAAUAAAAGGGUGGGGCUGGUUCUCUCUACAUAACAAGAGGGUGGGGCUGGCUACUGCAGCCACAUUGAUUUGCACCGUGGUCAAGCGAUAAUAUUAUUAUAUCUAGCCAUGAAUCCUUGACUCCUGGUGUAAGAAGAGGAAAGUUUCAGGUAAGGGAGAGUGCAUGACACUGCAUAUUGAAUGACACUGCAUACUUACAUGUAUAAUUGCUAUAAUCAUUAAUAAUAUUGAUGGUCAAGUUCUACAAGUCUAUAGAAGUCUCCUCUUCACCAGCCACCACCGUCUGUCUUUCCACUGGGGACCACUACUAUCUCUCCUCCAGUCACAACCAUCUCCUGUGUUUAUAAAUCAUGAGGGAGAACAUGAGGGUUAAUUAGUGGGCGUGGUACUUUAAAAAGGGCGUGGUCACAAAAAUUUCGGCGCUGCGCGCCGAGUGAACUUCUUGCCCGCGCUUUGCGGACAAGAAGUACUAUAGGAACCCCCCUUCCUUAAAUCCUGGAUCCGCCCCUGCUAUAAGGAGUGAGUAGCCACCAAGGCUAACUGUCAAUGGCCACUCAAGCAACCCCCGACCAUUCUCCAGAGUAUCUGUCCUUCCAAGAGAACUUUGAAGCAUUGGUGUCCACAUUCAAAGCUCAACCUGCUGCAUACGCUGAUAGCCUCUUCUCCAAUGGCUACAUACCAGAUGAAGUUCUCGAGUACUCUAGACUAAAUGGAGUUAUGAACUCGGAUAAAUCUCGAAAGAUUCUGGAUACUAUCAUCCAUCAAAUUAAGCUCAAUCCCAGUGUAUUCCACGACUUUAUCGCUGCCAUUGCUGGCCCUUCUACUGACGAUGUUGUCAAGAAGCUACAUGAUAGUUACGAGCUUCACAAGACUGCGACCAGCCGUGUUGAACAGCCGCAACUCUCUCCACCCCCACACCAGCAACCUCCACCAGAGGCUCCGACGUCCUUCAGCUUCCCACACCUCAACACCUCUAGCCUUGAUGAUGAUGUUAAAAUUGAAUUAGAGGAUCGGCUCAUACGUGAUACAAGAGAAAUGAUUAUUAGGUUCACUGCUUUUACUCUAAUUAUACAAAGAUCAUUUGAAAACCAACGGAUCCCAUUGGAUCAGAUUAAAGAUUCUCUUCUCAGCCUCGAAUCUUUCAACGACGGGAUUGGAGUUAAAGUCCUUGAGGAAAAAGAUAAGCAAAAGAUUGAAAAUGCCAAAAAUUUGUCCCAAGUCUUCAUGACUCUACGUGCUUUCAUCUCCUUCAAUUAUGAGAUAGUGCAGUACCUCAUCCAGCUGCUGGGAUCACCAGACGACCGAACACAACUGCGUGAGUAUUGUUCUGCACUUAAUGAGUUCUGCCAGCGAAAUGUGUUUGAAGUUCCGGCCGAAGCUUUCUCUUCAAUAUCUCGUAUCAAAACGGCUAAAAUGUUUGUUCUCAAGUGCACUGAGCGAGUAGCCACACUGGAGUAUGUAAAAAGGCUGAUUCCGAGAAUUGCUGAAGCCCUUGGUCUACAAAGAGCAGCGCUACAACUCAGUUCAGUCAGACAAGGCUGCUUGGAGCUCCACUUUCUCAUCACUGUAGCUGUUGCCAAGUGUAUCUACCCAGUGUCUCCUACUGUACAGUCUGCUCUCAGUGCGAUGGGGGUCAAAGUUCUCACCUGUGGAAGUACGGAUGAGGUGGAGACAUUACUGCUGGAACAGGAUCUGAGCAAACUCAAACUAGAAGGUGUUGAGAAGAUGUCUAAAGACACAAGAACGAGCACGACAACCUUCACUCAAAUGAAGGACACUAAAGAUACAAGAGGCUCGGACACAGUGGAGGCAACAAAGAGGGAGUCCAAGAACACUCAACCAGUCAAGAAGGGUCCCCCUCCCAGAGAGUUGAGACCUGCACUCACUCUGAAAUGGAGAAGAGGAAAAGACAUGCCAAUCAAGAUGGGCAUCUCGGUACAGAGUGUUGUUAUCGGUGACACGGUGUAUGUUGGUGGAGGGUUUGCAGACAAUGAUCGUGACAGGUGUACAGUGAUGAAGCUCGAGCAAGAUCAAUGGACCAAACUACCAGAGUACACUGCCAUGUACUUCGCUAUGACAUCACUCGCUAAUCGACUAGUGCUGGUUGGAGGAUAUGAUCCAAGUAACAAGAAACGCACCAAUCAGCUUGCAGUGUUUGGGUCAGGGGAAUGGACUCACCCGUACCCACCAAUGAACAUUGCUCGUAAUUCCUCAACAGCUGUCUCCUUCAACAACCACAUCAUUGUAGCUGGUGGGCGUAAUGAAGAACCUACCUCCUCUGUGGAGGUGUUGGACGUGGCAUCAAGAAGAUGGUACAUUGCUCAGUCACUACCUAACCAACGAUCAGUACUGAAAUCGACCCUCAUAGGAAACACCCUCUACCUAUUGGGAGGGUACGAUCACACUGGGAGUGCAACCAAGACAGUGCACCACGUCGACCUCAAUGAACUCAUUGCAAAGGCCCUUUCCAAUCUGGACACACCCACUCUCUGGCAGACCUUACAAGAAGUACCACUCGUGUGGUCAGCUCCUCUCAGUAUUGGGAGGUCACUAUUAGCCAUUGGUGGACGCGAUGACAGAGACAACCCAAGUUCAUCGAUCCACAUCUACCAGCUUGACACCAGGAGGUGGGUGAAAGUGGGAGACCUGCCUACUGCACGAUACAGCUGCACAUGCUCAGUACUUCCUAGUGGAGAGGUCAUUGUAGCCGGAGGACUGACAAAACCGUUUACUAGUAUUCAAACUGUUGAUUUCUUCUCUAUAAGUGCUAAUUAGUUAUUUUGUUAAUUGUUUCUCUUUAAUUGUGCGAUGAGUUUAUAACGAUAUUGAUAUUUUUUAUCAUG